UUGACCUGUUAUGACUCAGAUGGCGGCUGUCCGCCCCUCUGCUGCUGCUGCAUCGCUGUGGAAAACCUGGAGCAGUAGAGAAAUCUGCGGCUUAAAAUCUGGUGUGGCUUAUAAAAAAUCAAAAUUAAUUUUCUUUUUGAAAUUAGAGCGUGCGUUUUAUAAUCAGGUGCGCUCUGUAGUCCGGGAUUUACGGUAAAUUAAAUUAACUAAAUUCAGAACAAAAUGCCACAAUAUUAUUGUGAUUAUACCAUGAUGAAGUCGGGAUGUUUGGUCAGAAUGUAAUUACUUUUUUUGGUCAACAUUCUGCCCAGAUUAAAUUAUUUUACGAACAUUUUGGAUCAGAUUAUAUCAACAUCAGAAGACAGAAAAAACUGGCGUUACAUUGUUCACCUGCUGGAAACAAAUAUUUACACAACAUGCAGUCCUGAGCCUCGGGUUACCUGACUCAGGUAUGAAGACUGAACUAAACCAGCCAGAGUAAAACUAGAAGGCGAAAUAUUACAGGAAAGUCUUUCCACCUGACAUGUUCAAGGAGAACUUCAGCUGCCUUUUUUGGCCUACGUCAUUAAUAUUGCUGUUGAUUGUUGAGGUAAAGUUUGUGUUUUAUAACUGUUCUGUUAAAAGGUUCGAUAUAAACAUAAAAGUAAAAAAAAUUCAAAUUUAGUUUCAUUGACUCCGAAUGAAAAACUCGGAAUAUGCAUUUCCCGCUUAGUUUGAUGCUCUUGAACGCACUGCCGAAAGGAACUCUGGGAAAGAGACAACAUGGCGCGAGGUUCAAAUUCUCCAAAUAAUUUUGAACUGAUGUCAGUUUGAGUUUUAUCCGCAGUCCGCUAUGAACGGUGGCCGAAGGCGGCUGGAGGUUCCGGCUGCGGAGGAGCCGCUGACGGCGGCCGGACCUCCAAGGAGGAACCGCCUGAGCCGCAGCCUCAGACAGAGCCAGACGGGAGCGGCGGUGGUCCUGGAAUCCACUCGGAACCGGAGAGAACCAGAGUUCAAGACUCCCAACAGAAUCUCUAGAACCAAACCCAGUUUGGUUCCGGUUCCGGGCCCGGACUCCCCGCACAACGACCCGGAUCUCCAGCAGGACAUCGUCUGGGACGCCGCGUCCCCGUCGCCCCGCCGAUCCGGAACAAGAGGAAAAAAGGCCGCCGCUGGAGGCGCCGUGAACAUCUCAGAGAUCGUCAGCAGAAUCGCUCCAAAGCACGGCCGGCCGCGGAUCACAGAACCGGCACUGCAGCAGUGGAUCGGAGACAGCGCCGCCAUUUCCUGCACCCCGGACCCUCAGGGCCCGCGGGCCAAGAGGCGCUCUCCCAGAGCAACCAGAGUGGAGAACCUGCUGCGACUCGCCAGGCAGCUGGACCAGAACCUGUUCCAGAACCAGAACCUGGAGGAGGUUCUGACCGAGGAAGAUCAGGGACCAGGUUCUUUUGGACUGGAACCACGGCCUGACCCAGACUUCCUGCAGGACGACCUGGACUUCCUGUUUGAUGGUCCGACCCAGAUGCCGAGCAGAACCCUGAGUCGAGGUCCAACUCAGAACCGACCCGGUUCAGCGUCCCUGUGUGGUUCUGGUCCAGCCGGCUCCAGGACGUGCAGUGGACCCGGUUCGGUUCAGAACCAGUUAGAGGACGACUGGGAGAACGACGACCUGCUUAACGACUCGCUGGUUCUGGAGAUGACCCAGAACCCAGACCACUUCCUGGUUCCGAAGCUCUGCUCCACCCAGAACACGGCUGGUUCUGGUCAGAAUUGGGUUGCUCCGUCAGUCGGAACCAGAACUGAGAAAGAGAACCUGGGUCCAGCCUGGAACCCUGACUGGAGUUCUGGUUCCGGGAAGUGGGUCCAAACGAGACCAGAACAGAACCGGUACUCCUCUGUCUCCAGAGCUCCAGAACCGGGUCAGAUGUGCAGCUUGGAACCAGAAUCCCAGUGGUUCUGGAGCAACCCAACGAGCCGGCCCAUUUCUGACAUCCAGCCCGGUUCUGUCGGGCUGGACGUCCUGGGCGAUCUGGACUCUCUGUUCCGGUCGGAACCGGUCUGGGACGGCCCGGCUGAUGACCUCCUGUGUGAGAUGUGUGAAGACCUGGAGAACCGGAUCCAGGUAAAAAUGGACCGGACCGCGUCCGAUCAGAGAGCGGCCCUGCAGCUGACCCACAGAACCUCUGAGAACCGGAUCCGACCGGACCCGGCCGGACCAGCUGGCUGCUCAUUGGCCACCGCUCCGGUGAAGCAGCCAAUCGGCUUCCAGCUGCCUCCGCCUGCUGUCAGUGCCGUGUUCAGGAACCGAACCGGGUCAGAACCGUCUGCGGCGCCGCGACAAAAAGACACCCAGCACUUCACCUUCAGGAAGCCCGCGGACCUGGUAACCAUGUCAACGGGGAAAGGGAAAUGCUCGGCCGCUGAAAUAGAGCUAAAGAAGCAGCAGGCGCUGGAGAGGCGGCGGCGGCGGCUGGCCGUGACCGGAACCGGCUGACCCAGAACCAGUUUAUAAUGCUGUGGGUUUAAAACGGUGAUGAUGCGUUCAGGAACCGCAGGACAAGCCGCAGCAGGACUUUGAACUCUUUUUCUGUCGGUUCUGUUUGUUUUGGUUCUGAAAUGGAAAUUAUGGAAAUUCCUUAAAAACGUUUUUCAAGUUUCAGAAACAUCAACAGUUUAUUUCAUCCUCAGCAUUUAUGUUUUAUCCCUAAAGCUGAUGAUUUCUGCCGGACUGAAAUCAAUCUACCUUCUGUGAUGUCAUCAUGAGCUGCUGAGGCUCACUGAGCAGCAGGUUUCUGGACGUCCUUCCUGUUGUACUGUCCCUUUAAGGCCUCAGUUACCGUCACUGAUUUGCACCUUAUUAAAAAGGACUUUACCUGA
This is a messenger RNA of Poecilia latipinna (sailfin molly), 2856 nucleotides long. RefSeq lists its product as uncharacterized. Gene Ontology annotation, molecular function: protein serine/threonine kinase activator activity. The transcript is spliced from 6 exons. Gene Ontology annotation, cellular component: nuclear replication fork. The coding region runs from base 833 to 2473 and encodes 546 amino acids. The record is from RefSeq and is a predicted model, not a curated record. Gene Ontology annotation, biological process: positive regulation of protein serine/threonine kinase activity; replication fork processing; DNA damage response. Lineage: Eukaryota; Metazoa; Chordata; Actinopteri; Cyprinodontiformes; Poeciliidae.